Scylla paramamosain (green mud crab) is the source of this 2475-nucleotide messenger RNA. RefSeq lists its product as uncharacterized. The coding region runs from base 147 to 1871 and encodes 574 amino acids. Gene Ontology annotation, molecular function: zinc ion binding. The transcript has 10 exons. Lineage: Eukaryota; Metazoa; Arthropoda; Malacostraca; Decapoda; Portunidae. The record is from RefSeq and is a predicted model, not a curated record.
UAUCACUCCCCAGUAACUGACGGGAAACUAACGUGUACAGCACAAGUGAGUGAGCGGAUGGAUGAGUAAGAGAUAUUUAGGCAGAAACAGUUGAGAAAGAGCAGUCAGCGUCUGAACACUGAACAAGGAGGACGUUGAGAGAAAGGAUGAACUGCAAGAAGUGUCAUGCCUCGUUUGAGAAGGAAGGAAAGGACCCACUGCUGCUUCCUUCAUGUGGCCAUACUCUGUGUAGAAACUGUUUACGCCUCUUCAUCCAACACAACGGUUUCAAAUGUCCAUUUUGCGGGAAGAAGCAGCCCCCAAACCUGAACCUAGGAGACUUGCUCCCAAACUAUGCCAUUCUUGAAAUGAUGGAGAACAUGGACGAUGAGAAAGGAUGCAGCGGAAGGAAGAAGGGCAGACACAGAUCAAGAGGGAGGACGGCGAAAGACAGGGAAAGGAGUGUGAUUAGGAGUACUGAAAGUGAGUGUCUGGAGCAUGUGGGGGUACGGCUCAUGUACUGGUGCGGCCCAUGUGGUGUGGCAGCGUGUGGCGAAUGUGUGGUGGAGAAGCACACUGGUGGGGACAGCAGUGGAGGCAGGAGGCACCAGACUGUGAGGAUUGAUACUGCACUGAAGAUGAGGAGGAGUGAGGUGGAAGAGCUUGUGAUUAUAUUGAUGCAAACUCUGGAGGCAGCAGAGAAGAAACACGGCAACCUUAUCAAGUCAUCUCCCUUCAUCUCGGCUGCCAGGAAGCUGCAGACAGAGGUGACAGCGGUGAUGGGGAAGAUGAGGGUGGUGAUGUCCCUCCUGUCCCGCCUGAUCCAGGAGACCGAGGAGGGCAACGCAGGACUCCAGCACCUGCGUGUGGAGCUGGACGAGCUGAUUCAGAAAACGCCACCGUCCGGGUCGGCCAUGGGGAGUGUUUCGGAGAUCAUGGCUUUACUGAAACACCUGAAGGAAAUUGAGGAGUUCCGUGACGGCGCUGUAGCCAAGGUGCUGGAGGAGACAGAAGCCUUAGGCAAAGAGGACCGGAUGAUAUUUUUUGGCUUGGCCUCAGCCCACAGUGCCGUUCUUAAUCAGAAAGCUGCUGUCCUUUGUAAGCAGCUGGUGUUGUGCAGUGGUGGGUGUCACUUGGAUGUGGUGGGUGGUGGUGGCCUGCUGGGGAGCCUCACUUGGGAGCGGAACAAGUUUCAUCUGCACUGCCUUCGUCUGCCUUCAGGGCCUCGCAGAUCCACUUCAGACCUAGUACGCUGCCAUGCUCUCAAGUGGCAGGUCUUACAAACACAGAUGCAAGAAGUGAAGGAAGUGUUUCUGGACCUGGCAUGGGGAGGACAAGGCCAGGGUGCAGCAGGGAAGGAGAGACUGUACUUGAAACUCUGCUGGUUUGACUCGGUUUCUGAGGCUUCCUGUCGCUGCUUCCUGCACCUGGUGAUGGGCGAUGAUGAUGAUAACAGUGAUGGCACCACCUCCCUCCUUGGCCCUCUUCCUGGGAAAAUUCUGGAGGUAUUAGGCCGGGCCAUCCUGCUUGGCACACGCUCCCAGAAGGAAGGAGAAGGCACAGGGAACAAGAGUACAGCAGACUGCCAUCCCACUGCCAAUGCUGUAGCUCCAGCCAUUGUUGAUGCCGGGGACUUGGUAUGCAUUAAGGGACGGCAAGGUGAGGAAGAGGCAGAGUUCUGGCUGGUGACAGAGGGACCUACACGCAUAGCCAAGCCUCCUGCCACUUAUGAGGUGAUCGGGGCUCUCCUACCUGCCCACAAAAGCCUCCUGGCCAAGCUGCCAAGUCUCAAAGGCAUGAAGGUGGAGGACUGCGGUGCCAUAAUUGCCAAUGAGAAGAAGGAGAGGGAGUCUCCUCACAGUUCCUCAGCGGCCCCGUCUGCCAGAUGGUAAGGAAGGAAGCCACUCCCCAGUGACAAGAUGAAGGGACUAACAGUGAUAGUUCUGGUGGUGGUGCUCCUCCUCUUGCUCGCCAUGUCUCCUGCAAGAGAGUCCUGCUGAUCUACAGAGAGAGGUGAUUGGUAUUGGCUUUUUAUUUGUAUAUACCUUUCAGUGCCAUUUAAUUUUUGUAUUAUCUAGUUAGUUCUAGUUUUUACACUAUUUUACAAUGGGUGUCAAGGCAAAGCAGUGUUUCACAAAACUAAACCUGUCAAUUAUUCAUCCCUUGCAUCUCUACACAGCCCAAUUUUCCAUCCUUUACCAUCCUGUUUUCCCUGGCCCCCUUCUCUUUCCUCCCUCUCAAUUUCUCCUCACAUAUCCCACAGUAUUUUUAAGAAACUACACCCUUAUUCUUUAUCUCCCUCUUUUUCUCCCCAACCCCCAAAUAAGGUGGUGGUGGUGGUGAUGAUGACAGAGGCAGAAUAAUAAACAUGGUGACUAAAUAAAAUGUGCACUGCAAUGAAGAGAAUAUUAAAAAGAAAAGGUGAAGCAUGUUGAUGUGAUUAUACAUAAUGAAAAGUUAUAAUUUUUGUAUUAAUAAAUAAAUGUCAUUACACAA